AUGGAGGUUUCGGGAACCGGUACGGAAUGGCCCAUGCCACAAGAUAUGGAGGAGAAUGCUCAGCUGCGCCAUAGACUCACGUCAGCAACACGGGGAACCUAUGUGAACCUGGCGAAUCUCGAUGGCCUCUCAGACGCCAUGCUCGCCCAUGUGUCCACCAUGAAACACCUGACAAGCAUCAACCUGAACUCUUCUUCGGGCUUCAGUGCAGAGGGCAUCAAGCACCUCUACAGUCUGCCUCGGCUGGAGAUGCUAUACAUUGCCCACACAAACGUUUCAGAUGAUGCCUUGGAAGGCAUUGGGUCCUUGGUCUGUCUCAAAAUCCUAGUUCUCGGUCAUACCAAGGUAACCGAUGCUGGUCUGCAGCACUUGACAGAUCUCCCCUCUCUCAAAGCCCUGGGGCUUUCUGGAUGCAAGGGUGUGACAAGUGCGGGCGUGGUGCACGUGGGGAGGCUGACAGGACUUGAGAGACUUGUGCUGGAUGGCACGGCAGUCACGGAUGAUGGGCUGCAGCAGCUGACUGCCCUGACCAAUCUGAGAACUCUCUAUACACCAGAAGGGGGUCGCCUUGACAAUGAGGCUGCAGGCAGGCGGAUCGGCAGGUAG
Messenger RNA from Closterium sp. Yama58-4, 606 nucleotides. NCBI's taxonomy places the organism in Eukaryota, Viridiplantae, Streptophyta, Zygnematophyceae, Desmidiales, Closteriaceae. The record is from the annotation of a GenBank genome assembly.